Molecule: messenger RNA, 1425 nt
Organism: Lycium barbarum (goji berry)
Lineage: Eukaryota; Viridiplantae; Streptophyta; Magnoliopsida; Solanales; Solanaceae
Product: protein SULFUR DEFICIENCY-INDUCED 1-like
Exons: 5
Coding region: 1-918 (305 amino acids)
Molecular function (GO): protein binding
Source: RefSeq, a predicted model, not a curated record
AUGAUCCUUUCUGUAAUCAUCCGUGAGACAACUGUAGUGGAGAACCGCAGGCUCCGGACUCCAUAUUUACUAGUUGAUUCUAAUUAUCGUGUUAUUUAUAAGCUUCCCCUUGGGGAUAGCCCUUAUGUCAGAGCAAAAUAUGCACAGCUGGUUGAGAAAGAUCCAGAAGGUGCUAUAGUUCUAUUUUGGAAGGCAAUAAAUGCUGGAGAUAGAGUAGAUAGUGCUUUGAAAGAUAUGGCAGUAGUAAUGAAACAACAAGAUAAAGCUGAAGAGGCCAUUGAAGCUAUUAAGUCCUUUAGAUAUCGAUGCUCCAAACAGACACAGGAAUCAUUGGACAAUGUCCUUAUCGACUUAUACAAGAAAAGUGGAAAAAUAGAGGAGCAGAUAGAAUUGUUGAAGGAAAAGCUACGAAUGAUAUACCAAGGAGAAGCAUUCAAUGGUAAACCUACUAAGACUGCUCGCUCUCAUGGAAAGAAGUUCCAAGUUACCAUCAAGCAAGAGACCUCCAGGAUACUGGGCAACUUAGGAUGGGCAUACAUGCAACAAACAAACUAUGCAGCUGCUGAAGUUGUUUAUCACAAAGCUCAGCAAAUUGACCCUGAUGCCUACAAAGCCAGCAAUCUAUGCCUAUGUCUUAUAAAAUUAGCCCGAUUUAAUGAAGCAAGAACGGUUCUUGAAGACAUUUUACAAGGUGUACUCCCCGGUUCAGAUGAUCCUAAGUCGAAAACUCGUGCUAUGGAGUUGUUGAAGGAGUUGGAAUCAUUCAAAUUUGCUUCAUCUAAUUCUUCACAAUUAAUAUUAGAAGAUGUGUUUAUUGAGGGUCUUGAUCAGUUGAUGAACCAAAUGGUCCCAUUUCGAUCGAGACGACUUCCCAUUUUUGAAGAGAUAUCAGCAUACAGAGAUCAAUUGGCUUGUUGAUCUCUUUAAUAACCUUUUUUCCUUUGAAAAUGUUGUGUAAAAUCAUACUUGUUAUAGGCACUUGAGUUGAGUAUAGAGUAGUUGUUCUCGGGGUGAGAGAGUAGAUGCACAUAAUUUUUUAGGCACGGGGUUUUUAUUGUAACAAUUUGAAAGUCUUAGUGCAGUGUUCCUUUGUACUCCUAAGGGGUGGGUGGUAGUGGUUUUUUUGUUCGAGCUUUGUUUUUUUUUUUUUUUUUGUUUGUUACCUAUUGUGGGUCCAGAUUAAUGUGGAUUUAUAAGGCUGAUUAAAAGGAAAAGUGCUAACCUAACAGUAUUUUUUCUUGCAUUGGAGACCUCUAGUCAAUCCUUGGUGGUAUUUGAGUUUAACUUACACUGACAGUGGAAUAAACUUUUAUUGGCGGUAAAUGGUCAUCUUACCAUUUUAAGAUAAAGAUAAAGAAUUGGCGGAGGCCACUAAUGUUCUUUCAAGGCUUCACCACCAAUAUUCCUCCACAACUUCAAGUUCUU